UCAGACGGGAACAACGCACGUGUCCGCAGGAGCUGCAGGAGAACAUGAUCUGAUCCACAGCGGUCAGAUAGUCCUCUAGAAAUACACGUUAUAUCCUCCACCGCGUUUUCUGCUCCCGUUUUAACCGUUAACUCACACUGGAACGGUUGCAGCGACCACCGCGGCUCCUCAGAGGCUCGCAGGCGCGACGAGCAGGUCGACGCUCGGACGGCUAACUGACUAGGGGGGUCGAAGUCAGAAAGUUCUCGGUGUCCAUUUUCGUGUGUUCGCUCUCCGCGCUCACUCGUUGCCUUUUUAGCGGCUCCAGUUGACGUCGGUUGGAGACCGAAGCGAACUGACUGGCAGCCUGCCGGGACGACAUGGCGGACUACCUGAUCAGCGGACAGACCGGUUACGUCCCCGAGGACGGGCUGACGGGGCAACAGCUGUUCAACGGUGGAGACGGACUCACGUACAAUGAUUUCCUGAUUCUUCCAGGCUACAUUGACUUCACAUCUGACCAAGUGGACCUGACGUCGGCGCUCACAAAGCAAAUCACCAUGAAAACCCCUUUUGUCUCCUCGCCCAUGGACACUGUCACAGAAGCCAACAUGGCCAUUGCUAUGGCACUAACAGGUGGCAUCGGCUUCAUCCACCACAACUGUACUCCAGAGUUCCAGGCCAACGAAGUUCGCAAAGUCAAGCGAUAUGAGCAGGGCUUCAUCACAGACCCAGUGGUGAUGAGCCCCAACGAGCGAGUUCGGGACGUCUUCCAGGCCAAAGCCCGCCAUGGCUUCUGUGGCAUCCCCAUCACAGACAACGGCAAGAUGGGCGGCAAGCUGGUGGGAAUAAUCUCCUCCAGAGACAUCGAUUUCCUGAAGGAGGAGGACCAUGAGCUUCCACUGAGCGAGGUGAUGACAAGGCGAGAAGAUCUAGUUGUAGCCCCCGCUGGAGUGACACUGAAAGAAGCCAAUGAAAUCCUGCAGAGGAGUAAGAAAGGUGAGGAAUGUUUUUCUUUUAAGAAUAAUUUUAUUUGCAAUGACAUAAAGCAGAUAAAUAUGCCACUGCAUGAUCAUGUCUUCAUCUCUGUGGUUCCUCCUGCAGGUAAACUGCCCAUAGUGAACGAAGAGGGCUCCCUGGUGUCCAUCAUCGCCCGCACAGACUUAAAGAAGAACCGAGAUUUCCCUCUGGCCUCCAAAGAUUCUCGAAAACAGCUGCUGUGUGGUGCCGCCAUCGGAACCCACAAUGAUGACAAGUACCGUCUGGACCUGCUGGUGCAGAGUGGAGUGGAUGCGGUAGUUCUGGACUCUUCUCAGGGCAACUCCAUCUUCCAGAUCAACAUGAUUAAGUACAUUAAAGAAAAGUAUCCCAACCUGCAGGUCAUUGGAGGAAACGUGGUGACUGCAGCUCAGGCUAAGAACCUGAUCGAUGCUGGAGCAGACGCACUGAGAGUUGGGAUGGGCAGUGGUUCAAUCUGCAUCACACAGGAAGUGCUUGCAUGUGGCAGACCCCAGGCCACGGCUGUCUAUAAAGUUUCGGAGUACGCUAGGCGUUUUGGCGUCCCGGUCAUCGCUGACGGCGGUAUCCAGACUGUCGGACACAUCGCCAAAGCCCUGGCUCUGGGCGCAUCCACAGUGAUGAUGGGCUCUCUGCUGGCUGCCACCAGUGAAGCUCCUGGUGAAUAUUUCUUCUCUGACGGCAUCAGGCUGAAGAAAUACCGCGGUAUGGGCUCCCUGGAUGCCAUGGACAAAAACCUGGGCUCCCAGACCAGAUACUUCAGUGAGAGUGAUAAGAUUAAAGUUGCUCAGGGUGUUUCUGGAGCGGUGCAGGACAAAGGGUCCAUCCAUAAGUUCGUUCCCUACCUGCUUGCUGGCAGUCAACACUCCUGCCAGGACAUUGGAGCCAAAAGCCUCACCCAGCUCAGAGCCAUGAUGUACUCUGGAGACCUGAAAUUUGAAAAGAGAACAACGUCAGCUCAGAGGGAGGGCGGAGUCCACAGCCUGCACAGUUACGAGAAACGUCUCUUUUGAGUCUUCUUCAGGAGAAUCCCUCCGACAGACAUAUUAUGCAAACACACACUACUUGCCAGACCUGCUCACAGUCAGAUUCUACUCAACUUACUUUUCAUCAAUUAGUGUGUGAAGAUCAACACACUCCCAACAGAUCCAUCGGUCUUCCUGCCAUCUAUGCAUCGUCUGUGUUUAGUAUAGAGAUGUGUGUGUGUGUGUGUGUGUGUUUGUGUGUGUGUGUGUGUGAGAGAGAGGAGUUAAAGCAUUUGUCAAUCUGUGCUUGUAUGAUUGAGUCAAAUGGCAAAUCCGCCGGUCUUCAUGUCGUGUUACAGUGUCUCCGUUAAACUGCUGUGUCCAUUUUAAAGCAAAAAAAAAACUAAAUCAGUCGUCCAAGAAUAAAGAUUUUGUGUUUUUCCACAA
Molecule: messenger RNA, 2408 nt
Organism: Acanthochromis polyacanthus (spiny chromis)
Lineage: Eukaryota; Metazoa; Chordata; Actinopteri; Pomacentridae
Gene: impdh2
Product: IMP (inosine 5'-monophosphate) dehydrogenase 2
Exons: 13
Coding region: 360-2009 (549 amino acids)
Biological process (GO): GTP biosynthetic process
Cellular component (GO): cytoplasm
Molecular function (GO): IMP dehydrogenase activity
Source: RefSeq, a predicted model, not a curated record